AUGACGACAGAUGGAGGCUUCUGUGCUUGGCUAACUCGGACAUGUCCCUUGUUUUCUUUUUUUGUUUUGUUUUUUCUUAGGGUAAUAAAUGCGGGGAAGAGCACGCACAAUGAAGAUCAAGCCAGCUGUGAAGUCCUCUUUGUCAAGAAGAAAGCUGGAGGCACUAAUUCUACACCAAACAAGAACUCUUCAACAAAACGGAGGUCAUCACUGCCCAACGGAGAAGGUCUGCAGCUGAAAGACAAUUCGGACACAGAUGGGAUCAACCUGUACUACUGGUCCCUGUUUGAUGGACACGCUGGGUCGGGGGCAGCUGUGGUCGCUUCCAAACUGCUGCAGCACCAUAUCCUGGAGCAGCUGCAGGAGAUCGUGGACAUCCUGAGGAACUCGGCCGUCCUUCCGCCCACCUGCCUGGGAGAAGAGCCCGACAACCCGGCCAGCAACAGCAGGACGCUGACACGGGCGGCCUCCCUGCGUGGUGGUGUAGGGGCCCCAGGCUCACCCAGUACCCCUCCAACACGCUUCUUCACAGAGAAGAAGAUCCCACAUGAGUGCCUGGUUAUUGGGGCCAUAGAAAGUGCAUUCAAGGAAAUGGAUUUGCAAAUAGAACGAGAGAGGACAGUGUAUAAUAUUUCUGGCGGCUGCACAGCCCUUGUGGUGGUGUAUUUAUUGGGGAAGCUUUACGUGGCAAAUGCUGGUGAUAGCAGGGCUAUAAUAAUCCGAAAUGGCGAAGUCAUUCCAAUGUCUUCAGAAUUCACUCCAGAGACAGAACGUCAGCGACUUCAGUAUCUGGCUUACAUGCAGCCCCACUUGCUGGGAAAUGAGUUCACACAUUUAGAGUUUCCACGGAGGGUGCAGCGCAAGGAAGUUGGAAAGAGGAUGCUCUACCGUGACUUCAACAUGACUGGCUGGGCAUACAAAACCAUUGAGGAAGAUGACUUGAAGUUUCCCCUUAUAUACGGAGAAGGCAAGAAGGCUCGAGUAAUGGCAACAAUUGGAGUGACCCGAGGACUGGGAGACCAUGACCUGAAAGUGCACGACUCCAAUAUAUACAUCAAACCUUUCCUGUCCUCCUCUCCCGAGGUGAGAGUCUAUGACCUCCUGCAGUACGAGCACGGGCCAGAUGACGUUCUGAUCCUGGCUACCGAUGGACUCUGGGAUGUGCUGUUAAAUGAAGAAGUGGCAGAAGCUGUCACUAACUUUCUACCAAACUGUGACCCUGAUGAUCCCCACAGGUACACGCUGGCGGCACAGGACCUGGUGAUGCGAGCCAGGGGCGUGCUGAAGGACCGGGGCUGGCGAAUAUCCAACGACAGGCUGGGCUCUGGAGACGACAUCUCUGUCUACGUCAUCCCUUUAAUACAUGGGAACAAACAGGCGGUUACAGGAUGGGGAUCUUCCUGGGAAGGGCCUGUAAGAGACUAUGGUUUUGGUGAUCUGACCAGGACACUUCCAACUGAUGUAAUCUAUUCAAAACUAAUGCUGGAGGGGUAUUUUUCUGCCCGAAAGGUAGGGCUCUGCACAUAUACUGUAUAUGAUUAAAGAUAACCCUUAAGAUUACAAUUUCCCUAUAGAAAUGGUUUUGGUGCUUAACAGGAAUGGGAUUUAAAUGCUGCUAGCAUACUAUGGAUUCUGUCAUCCCUCCAGGUGGGGAAUUAACUUUUUUUCUCAGUUUACCAUGUAGCUUGGAAGAGCCAUUUCAGUUGUGAAAGUAGAAGUGGGUAUCAGAAGCCAAGGAGGCUCCUGAAAUCUACCCUCAAAUAUUCAGAAGGUGACUUGGGUCACAUCUCAUUUAAAAAUACCUAUAUAUACAUAUACGAGACUCAAGAGUUUUCUGCUUUUAAAAAGUUGCAGUCAUGACUUACCUAUGGACAACUUCAAACUUGUGUAACCCUUCGAACCCCCAUUUUCCUCUCCUGUCUCUUCUUCAGUAGACCAUACUCCUUAUUUUAGUAGGAAAACCGAAAUUGUUUUCAGCGUGACUAUGCCUGUCUACUGCAGUUAGAACAGCCACCUGCAAAACUGUCCAGGAGAAAUAGGUUACAGUUCUGUAUGGCAAGAUCUAUUCUGGUGCGAGAAGUUAUUUCUCAAGACUCCCUGUUGCGUGUAUACCAUGAUUAUGCAGAGCACGGCACCUCAGCUUUAUGUGAUGUUUACCUGGAGGCCAUGGUUUCUUUAGGAUCAGAGAUUUUCAUUCAUUGAAUGGUUCUGCCUGCUUUGUCCUGUUGAAAGGAUCCCUGACCAUACUGCUUCUGCAUCAGUUGGGAUUCAGUAAAUUUAUUUGGGCUCCCGAGUGUGUCUUUUUGUUUGAUUCCUACUUGAAGUGAUGGUACUGUCCUCGUUGUCAGUUUGGAUACCCAGAUAGUGAUCUACUCAAAAGUAAUUUCAGUUCUUCCUGCCUCACUUACUAUUCAACAUAUACCUUUGCUUGCUUGACUUGGUGAUCAGAAAGUGGCAGCUUAUAGCUUUGUCCUCUUGGUAUUGAGGGCUGUAGUCAAGGAUCACAAGAUCACUGUGAUAGGUACAAGCCCUUGGUUAGCUUCAGCAGCUUUUUGCUUAGCAGUGCUGAGUCAAUUUAUUUAAAGAAAAUCUGAGUAAAACAUUAUCAGGGGAAAAGUAAUAGUCCAAGAGGCAAACAACGGAGAAAAUCUGCAGCUUAACCUGGCUGCCUCUUCUUCAAGCAGGCAGCUCUCCUACUUCAUUGGCAGGAAUUGAAGACAAAAAUUCCAAAGGUUCUAGCAUAUAGGCAGGUAUAUUGGCUGGGCAGCCGAGUUCAACCUAGCUUACCCCCUGACCAUAUUCUUCUGCAGCUGCUCAUCUGGCUUGUGCUUCUUGGUUAGCCAGAAGAUGGGGGGCUGACAUAACUGUAGGGCCCUGACUAGGCAGCUCUCAACUGCUGCAUCCUUUCCAAAGGAGGAGGAGGAUGCUGUGCCCUUUGCAGACUUUCUCCUGAACAGGCGUGGCGUAGAGCUUGCCAGUUUUGUAAUUUAUAAUGUGCUAUGUAAACACCAUGCCACACUGGUGCGGUGAAGCUGCCCAGAUGCUUGAUUUGACUGCAUCUGGAAGUACAUGUGCAACAGUCUCGGUGGAUUUAAACCACCCUUGCUCUACAUCUCUAGACCCGGUAGGAGGUUCAGGUUGAGAGGAGGCAACGCAGAGCGUGAAGUGGCUCAAACGUGCAGCAAACUGCAUGAUUUUAGCCUGAAAACUGUUCUGUGCGUUCCCCAGUGCCUGCAUGUGGUAAAGCUGUGCAGAACACGGAUGUUUUAUACUCUAGAGCUUCAGCAUAAAUCAAUAGCAUAUCUGAUUAUGUGUUGUCAUGCUUUAUCUAUUCUUUCCUUUUUUUUUUUUUCCUUUACCUCUUUUUCUGUGUGCAGCUGGGUGAGAAGAGAGGUUUGGAGUCUAGAAUAUUUUUCACAUGGCCCCACAUAUGUUUUAAAGUUUAAGCAAGAGGUCUUCUCUUGCACUUUUUUUUUUGGCCUAAUAAACUUGUAAACAUGCAUUUCAUGCUCUGUGUAACUCCUGUUGUCUCUUCGCAAAUGCAGUUGUGCAGUCCUCUAGCAAUUCAGACCCUCUUUCAUGGAGAAACUAAUGCUGGCAAUUUCGGCGGAGUCGUCUGGAUGGCAAAGAAGCUGGUGCUUGCUGGUACCAACUACAAGCCUGAGUUGAAUAUUUCAGUGCCCACUCCAUUAUUAGUUAGUCUCCAUUAUUUGGUAACGUGGUGUCGACACACAUACCAGUCACCAUAAAACCACUGACUACAAUGUCGUGGAAAUAAAUUUCCAUUUGCCGAAAUUUCAGAGUGUAAUUUCAAGCCGAUGGAAAAAUGCACUUUCCCAUUCAGGGGUGUUUUUAAAUGUACCCCUGGAGAGCUGGGUUAGCAGAGUGCUUGGCUUGGUGGGAGCAAACUGGCUGGUGACUUCUCGGAGCAAAACCUCUUGGGUGCUGGUACGGCUUCGUGAAUCAGCCUCUGAUAUGUUUGUUGGUCAGUGGAGGUGAUGCUGUCCAUCAGCCUGCUUCUCUGCAGCGGCUGUGCCCAGGUGGAGUUGUGUUGGCUAUCACACCCUCUCCUGGAAAGGGUAGAAGGACAAUAUCAACAAUUAAUAUCAAUUAGCAUCAAUUAAUAAGUUCUGAGAACUUUAACAGAUAAUAAAAAGCUUCCUACUCAGAUGUAUGUGACUGAAACUGUGCUGUGAUGCUUUUUUGUUUUGCUUUUUUACAAAGUGCGUGUUACACAAUUACAUGCCCGCCUCCCUAGAGCGUCUCGGGUUCAUCUCUGGUGCGCUGCGUUAGUACUUGGGCUUGCACUUCUGUCUGCUUUCACUGGGAGCUGCUUACGUGCCUGCACUGUGGUCUGUGCUCUGUUUCAAGGCAUGGUAUAAAUACAGGUACACACCAAAGCCUCAUAUAAAUGGGAGGCGGGAGUCGUUUAUUGGGGAGGUGGUGUGCGACAAGCAAGAAUAAUUAAAAGCGCUUCCAAUUCUCUUUAUAGGUUGAAUUAUUUUGGGAGUAGUCGCAACAUUAGAAGCCACUGGUGGCAGGGAGGAUCCAUGGUGCACGAUACCGUUUUUCAGGCAGGCACGGGCUGGAUAUCGCCAUGUUCAGCCUUGUGGCCGCUCUAGGGCUCAGUGAAGCUUCUGCGUUAGGAGCAGACAGCUCGCCGCCUCCGACUGGAGCAAGUUAGGCACCAACUCCAAAUUUUAGAUCCUUGGCGCGUCAUCUUAGUUACUGCCUGAUGCCGGCAGCGCUAUGGGGUUUUUUAUUUGCCAGCAAAUUUCCCUUAGCAUCCAAAAUUGUUUAAGCCUCAGUAGCAAGGAACCUCUGUCCUGAGUUACAUCAGCAUUCGUGUUGCUCUUGCACGGUGCUGUGUCCUUGCCUGUACGUAGACGCUACUUAGAGAGUCAGGCAGGGUCUUGUCCUUCUUUGGACAAAGCCAAGGGAAAGAAACCGUAUGCCGUGCAGUUCAGGUUGGCCGACAGCGCAAUGUAACGCUGUCUUCUGGUGCCUCGUCCAGUCCAGUUUCUAGGAAUUCAAACCAAGAAGCUUCUGCCAUUCUCCUGUGAAUACUCUUGCAGAAGGUAGUACAGCCGUUUGGGGUAUUUUUCUCUUGCACUACAGCUUGAAAUCUUUGUUUAAUGUGAUGAAGAAGGUAGGUAGGAGUUUUGUUUACACCUUAAGUGAGGCACACAACUGUCUUUUGGUACAUUGAUGCAAUGAUGCUUCCUUCAUGAGCACGGAAGCGUGUUGUCCGAGAGGGCUGGUGUUCGGUGGCCUCAUGCUGGAGAGAGAUUUUUAUUUAUUUUCGUAAAAUUCUAAAAACCAGCAGGGCUAACAAGCUAAAGGAAAAGUGGUCAGUCUGCUGUUAGCAGUGGAUUUCCAUGUUAAAGUUGCUUCCGUGUUAAAAUAUGACAAGAGGUCUGGGGGGCACAGUUGACUCUGUGCCCCCAGGGUAUUUUUGAAGAACUUCACUUGAUGUUGGGGCAGAUUUUGGCUUUGAACUUUUGCUAGGUUUUUAAAGAACACUACACACUCCGAGCAAAUCUGCUGUGUUUCUUCCUGCCUCCGUCUUUUGCUUUUAUUUUACUUUUUAUGUACAAAUACUUUCAACAUUUUUGUAUUAAACAUGAAUUGCAAACUGCGUGGAAUUGUUGUUCCUCCCUGACAUUUUCGGUGUGUAAAUAGUUUUCCUCCACAUGUCUUAGAUGCAGAUAUAGUGAUGUGGCUACCAUAGAGAGAGUGACCAAAUGAUGCUGUAACUGUGCUGCUGUAUUCCUACCUGUGAUGUACUUGAAGGAGGAUGCCCUUGUCCACCUCCGCUCUCGUGCUUUUUUCUUUCUUUCUUUGUUUUUUUUUAA
Egretta garzetta (little egret) is the source of this 5855-nucleotide messenger RNA. It is a transcript of the gene PPM1H, whose product is annotated as protein phosphatase, Mg2+/Mn2+ dependent 1H. The coding region runs from base 1 to 1542 and encodes 513 amino acids. Gene Ontology annotation, biological process: protein dephosphorylation. Lineage: Eukaryota; Metazoa; Chordata; Aves; Pelecaniformes; Ardeidae. The record is from RefSeq and is a predicted model, not a curated record. The transcript has 10 exons. Gene Ontology annotation, molecular function: protein serine/threonine phosphatase activity.